UUAGCGCCAUAUUGAAAUCUUUGUUUUGACAUGCGACAGAUUCAGACUUGAUCUGUUUCGUUUGUAGUUAGCGUUUUGAUUACAGCAAGAUAAAAGUGAAGGUUUCCACUCUAUGGAGAGAUAGACUACAAGGUCAGAGGUCACAAUGAGUUUGCGCCCAAGGCCUGUCACAGCAACAGUCACCAAACCAAAAUGGAUGGAGCCACAAGUUUUUCGACCUCGUUCUUUAUCCUUGGACUCGGGCGGGUCUACUGCAUCCUUGACCUCUGUUCUAGACCACGAUAGCUACAUCAGUCCAAGUCCGAGUGAUGACGAGGAGGACUGGACCUAUGACAAGGAAAACUGUGGAAGGAGUGCGGAGAAUGAAGUAAAGGGAGACAAUAACAAAGAGCACUGUAUAGAUAGAAAGGCCCCUGAAAGGAAAUUGGCAGAGUAUGAUGAAAGUACAUAUACAGAAGUGACAGAAAGUGAGAACAGUCCUGAAGGUAAACUGUCUCCCUGGGAAAAAUGGCUUAUCUCUAAGACAAAAUCAGAACGCAAGUCACGUAAACAGAAGGUUCUAGAAAAGAAAGAACAAAAACAGAAACAAGAGGAGGAGAAACUCACCAAAGAAAAAGACAAAGAGAAAAUAGAAGAAAAUCGUCGAAAAUGGUUAGCAGAAAAACAAGAGAGAGCAAAGCUACGCAGAAAAAUGGAACAUCAACGAGUGAAAAUGGAGGAAAGACUUAAAACUGAACAGGAGAGAGACAUUGCUGAAAAAGCUGAAAAAGAGUUUAAAAAGUGGAAGGUAGAGAAAAAGAAGGCUGAGCGGGAAAAAGAACAGAAAGAACGACAGAAACAACAGGAGAAGGAGCAGAAGCAGGUAGAAAAACAGAAAAAAGCGGAAGAUAAAUACAAGGAAUGGUGUCUAAAGGCUGCCAACAGGCCUAAGUCCGUCCCCAACAGCUUCGGCUACACCUCUGGUAAACUCACAGUUCCAGAUGCCUUUUAUGGUUACCAUGACACCAGUGCCUACCCUCCCCCCUCGUUCUACAACCCUCUACCCUGGCACCACAACCCUGUCCCAAAACAGAAGACAGACAAGAACAAAAUAAAGACGAAACCAAGCAAGGCAAAGAACUAUGUAUGGAACCCUAGCAAGUACUUCUGAGGAGGAUAAAGCAUGGAUAGACGUUUUAUACUGUGAAUGUGUCUGACUAGUUCAAGUGUCAAUGUACAGAGCCUAUCAUCAAGUGGGGCCAAUAUCACAAACCGCACCAUAUUGUACAAUUUCAGAGAUAAAAGAUCUUAAUUUUAGUAGAUUUUUUUUAUAUAAUUACAAAAUAAAAUGUAUCAUUUAUUUCAAUAAAAAACACAAUUUAUUUUGGUGGAUACAUAUGUAUCUACUGUUUAAUUUUCAUUUUUCAAUUUUGGCUUUAACUGGAAUGUGCCUGAAAAUUUGGAUACACUAUCCUAUGUGUUUGUGUCCUGACACAAGGUCUUGUUUCAUAAAUUGUAAAAUCUAUGAUAUAAGAGACAUAGUCCAUGUGAUCAGUCUGAAUGAAAAUAAUUGUAUAUUUAUUUCAAUAGCCCAAUUGCUAGACGAUUGUAGUACUGCAAGCUGAGUCAGCGAAAAUAUGCUUAAAAAAAACAUGUGUAUAAAUGUUUUGUAAUUAAUAAUUCAUUUGUAUUGUUAGACUUUUUUAUUUAUGGAGAAAAGUUUGUGUGUGGGUUUUUUUUCGCCCUUUAAAGUUAGAUCUACAUAAGAAUAGCGUAGAAGUAGGUUUCCAGUAAGUAGGGUCAGUGAAGUGUUGAUAACGUAAAAAUGUCGCUGUCAGUGACACCUAUCCGUCCAGUUUAGCUAAACCAUUGUUUAUAUGUUGUAGCUAUAAACCAUUGUUUAUAUAUUGUAACUAAACCAUUGUUUAUAUAUUGGAACUAAA
Mizuhopecten yessoensis (Yesso scallop) is the source of this 1922-nucleotide messenger RNA. RefSeq names its product coiled-coil domain-containing protein 34-like. The record is from RefSeq and is a predicted model, not a curated record. Bases 146 to 1150 code for a protein of 334 amino acids. NCBI's taxonomy places the organism in Eukaryota, Metazoa, Mollusca, Bivalvia, Pectinida, Pectinidae. The transcript has 5 exons.